Trichobilharzia regenti is the source of this 4021-nucleotide messenger RNA. The record is from the annotation of a GenBank genome assembly. Lineage: Eukaryota; Metazoa; Platyhelminthes; Trematoda; Strigeidida; Schistosomatidae.
CACGAAAUGACAUAAAAAUAAGUUUUUUUAACCAUAUAACUUAUUAAAUUUUUACUGGUUGUUUAAAGGUAAUGGUUAAAUGAAGUCAUUGGCGCACACCCAGUUACUUAGGUCGUGUUGCACACAAACCUCGUCUGAUUGGUUGGCCUGUCGCUGCUUUCGGUUGAGUGGUCUUAGGCAUGUUUGAUGUCAUUGUAAUAGGUGCGGGUAUUUCUGGAUUGGCAGCAGCCCACCUUCUUACUCGUGAAUCUCAUAGUGUUUUGGUGUUGGAGGCACGUAAUCGUCCAGGUGGCCGAAUACACAGUGUACGUUUACCGUCACUAUCAUCUUCCAUAUCUGAUACUGAAUCAAGUAUCAAUCAUGAUAACCUUAGUGUUUAUCAUUUCAACAAUACCUCAGCUGAUGACUUAUCAGAUUGUGAUUGUAGCUGUACGUCAUCGUGUGAUUCCUUUACUUCUGAUCAACAAUCAGUUGAUCAUUCACUGGAUGAAAUCAAUUCAGACGUCUCUGGUCCAAUUGAUGUUGAUCUUGGGGCUAACUAUUUGAUUGGAUGUUCAAAUCGACAAGCUGAACAACCUUUGUUUCACUUAGCAAAUAUGCUAAGAAUACCUACUGCUGUCACCGCUGGUGAUUUAUGUAAAAAGUAUCGAGGUUGGGAGUGUGUCGAGGUGGCAAAAUGGCUUAAUCAUUAUUCACCACAGUGUCCAAUAACUGCUGAUCAAGUAGCGGAAGGAGUAUUUCUCUUUGAUAGGGUUACUCAUCUUACUGUUGAUCGUUAUUUAGAAAUGAAGUCUAAAGCGCAGAAUUCAGUCCUUAAUAUGUCAGUCAAGGAACUUUACGAUCAAGCACUACAGGAUUUAUUUGACUUGGAAUUUAGAUUAGGAUAUCGACCUAGUGCAGGUUUUCGCGAUCCGGUCGAAGAAGGAAUUUUUCAGUCUAUAGUUAGCCGUUAUUUGGCAUACGUUAACCCUAUGGAACGUCUACCGUUGUGUGUCUUAGACGACUUGUGUGAACAGACAGAUUCGAAGUGGCAAUCGAAUAUUUUCGGUGAAAAAUCCAAUAUGUCUAAGUAUGAGACAAUUCCAUCAUCUUUAGCAUUUCAACUUGUACGGGGAUAUCCUACAGCUGAUCAAAGAAGAGCCUAUAAUGCUUGGGUGGAACGAAAAUUGGAUGCUUUAAAAAAUAAUGAAAAAGCUUCUCUCCCAUCAGUUACUAAAACUGUAUGCGUUAGCUGGGAAGAUCGUUUAGUAACCAGCCGAUUCAGUGAUGUAUUGAAUCCUUUACUUGAAGGUGUAAAUGUGAUAUACAAUGCUGUGGUAACUGAAAUUGAUUGGAGCAAAACCUUUAAUACUGAAAGACAUGCGGUGAUAGUCAAAGCUAAAGUUCGACGACAAUGUCAGUCGGCUGAAAAUCAGAAUGGUUCUACAGUUCAAAUUAUAGAAGAAGAACAAAUUUAUGAAGCUAAACACUGUAUUAUUACUGUUCCAGUGGGUGUAUUAAAAGGUCUUUGUCCUAGUUCAGCUAUCAAGUUUUAUCCUGAACUACCACUCGAGAAACGGAAGUCUAUUAAACGCUUAGGAAUGCCGUGUAAAGGUUCAGCUACACAUGAAAAAGUUAUUCUACGUUUUAAGUGUCCUGAGGAUGUUUUCUGGGAUACUCGUGCAGCUCACCUCAAGUGUCCUGAUCCCCGUUUGCACAUUCUUAAUUUACAUCGUUACGGUAAACCUGGUGUUUUAUGUGCUCAUCUAUGGGGAGGAUCGGGUAUUAAUUCUGCUGGUCGAACGGACGAAGAAGUUGUUGACAUUAUAUUAGAUUUAUUAGAUGGUAUGUACGGAAAGAAUGUCACUGUCUGUACAUUGAACGGUAAUAGUGAUGAAGACAGGAAACCAACAAUUAAUCGUCGAAUCCCGAAUCCUGUGCAUUAUUUAGUUACACGAUGGUCAGAAGAUCCUUUCGCUUUAGGUGCUUAUACUACCGGGGAACCAGGAUGUUCAGAUGUUGAUCGGUCAAUUUAUGCAAAAAGUUUAACAGGUUUUGAUGCAAGCAUCCAACUACAUUUUGUAGUGAAAAUUGAACUAAAUGAUGAUGGGGAUGUUGUUGACAGUAAUACCGACGAUGAGUUGAGGUAUCCACGACUUUUGUUUGCUGGUGAGGGUACUCUCACAUCUAAUGAGGCUAAGGAAUGUACGCAUGGAGCUUUACAGACGGGAAUCGCACGAGCUAUUGAACUGCUUCCUUAUCUUAUGAAAUCAAAAUGUACUACACCUGAUCCAUAUGUGAUACGUGAUAUAGAAAUCCUAGAGUCUUAUUCGCAGUCAAGUUUUUCUAGUUUUAGUACAAAACUUGCUAGUUAUCUUUUUGGUAAAGUACAAUUAAAUCGAUUAUUAAAUUGUAAUAUAGCUAAUGGUAAACAAUUUCGUCGGGUAAUUUUAACACGUUCCACUGAACAACCUUCAAGAUAUUUACCUAAUACUACUACUACUACUAAUAAUAAUAAUAAUAAUAGUAAUAAUGAUAAUAAUCAACCAUUAUCUGAUAGUGAUUAUUUAAUAAAUUCAUCAAAAUCGUCAACUAAUGGACAACGUCGACGUUAUCAUAAUUCAUCGAAAUCUUAUUGGGGCAUAGAUGAUGGAAGUUCUUGUAGAUGCUGUACAUAUCCUAAUGUUAAACGUACACGUGCUGAAUUUCGACGAGGGAGAAGAAGUAGGAGAAUUUCUUAUGUUCGUGAAGAAUCUGAUACACCACAACCAGAUACUCCAGUAAUUAGAGCACAACGUGGAAGACUUCCAGGUAGACGUGGUCGUGCUGGUUUAUCUGAAAUUUCUAGAGCUCGUAGGUAUUUCAGAGGUGGCAGGCCUAGGAGACAAUAUGAGACGACUAGCGGCACUACAAAUGAUACAUCUCCAUCAAAUCCACCACCUAAUUCAACUUCAAAAGGUCGGCGAGGUAGACCAAGAAAGUUUCAACCUCCUCCCCUACUUAUGAAACAACUGGUACAAGUUGGAAUGAUGUACUGACUGAAGAAGAUAGACAAGAAACAGUAUUUCAGUUGACCAAUUUACUCAAUGAAUUCCAUUCUUCACAGCAAAAAAAGGAUGGCUGUGUAAGUACCCACAAUAGUCUUGUCAACGGUGAUUCUUCUUCAAGAGAAGAACUUAUUAUUACUAAUAAGAAGGAUGUUCAACAUCCCCUUAUUGAUCUAACGGUGCAGAAGAAUGUCAAUGGUAUAAAAUAGGGUAAAAUUGAAAUUUACAAAAUAUAAACAUAUAUUAGGUGUAAAUGUUGUGGAUGAGUGUGCGCGUGCGGAUAGUAUUACAAUUGCCAAUAAAACACUAGAAUAUCUCUUAACGCUAUUGUUAUUAGUACUAUUGUUAUUUUCUAGUUGCUGUUUUUAUAAACAAUUGUUUUUUGUUACCGUUAUUAUUAUUAUUGUUUCUUUGUUAUCGAUAUUUUGCACUUGAUGUUUGUUAUUCUCAGGUUUUCCAUUUUGUCUAUUUUAUAUCUCAGUGUCUCUCACUCCCUCCAUAUCUUUGCAUAUACUCAUGUUUGGUUCGGUUCAUCUGCACAUUCACUCAACUGACAUAAAAAAAAACCAUGAUCACAAAACUGAUAUAAAAAGAAAAGAAAAGAUAUAUCCAUAUAGUAUUAUUAUUAUUAUAUAUCCAUAUACAUUAUCAGUAGAUUUGUGUCAAAGAUUUUGUAUUUUAUUAUAUUUGCUCAAGUGUAUUACCAUUAUAUAUGUGUUGCAUUCAAGAUUACAUAUUAACUGGAAGACGGAUUGUUUUGAAUGUAUGAUAGUUGUGUUGGCGAGUGGAUAGCGCGGUGUAGGAGGGAGAUAGAAUAAUAAUAAUAAUAAGGGCUUCAAAUUAGCAGUCUAGUCUAAUAGAUGGAAUAACAAUCAGUAGCUGAAAUUAGUGUAAUUUAUGAGAUUUUAUGACAAUAUUGUAACGCUUGUCAGCCUAUUGUACGCGUGUUUAAAGAUUCCCGUAGUAUAAUUCAAAACACAUUCCCUGCGUUCAUG